Messenger RNA from Anopheles nili, 2418 nucleotides. It is a transcript of the gene Itgbn, whose product is annotated as integrin beta-nu. The transcript has 8 exons. Bases 1 to 2418 code for a protein of 805 amino acids. NCBI's taxonomy places the organism in Eukaryota, Metazoa, Arthropoda, Insecta, Diptera, Culicidae. Gene Ontology annotation, biological process: cell adhesion mediated by integrin; cell migration; integrin-mediated signaling pathway. Gene Ontology annotation, molecular function: integrin binding. Gene Ontology annotation, cellular component: integrin complex; cell surface; focal adhesion. The record is from RefSeq and is a predicted model, not a curated record.
AUGAAAGCCGUGGGUGUCUCAAGAGUGGCAACAAUACUAGGGAUAGUGAAUGCUCUGUGUGGUAUUACGUUUGCGCAAACACCUAAUCUCAUCGCGCAAUCAAAAUGUUUUUUUCAAAAGAAUUGUCUCGAAUGCCUUGACGCCGACAAGGAUUGUGCAUGGUGCACGGAUGAGUUGUACGAAAUGCGAAAAUCCCGUUGCAUGCCCAUGCAGGAUUUGUUAGAAUCGAACUGUAAUGCAUCGAAAAUCGAAACAAAUGAUAAUUUUUCAUUUCUCGAAAUAACAAAAAAUGAUGUCCAACGGGAUUUUGAUUCCCAGAACCUGGAAGCGGUUCAAAUAACACCACAGAAAAUACGAAUGCGCUUAGCAAAAUUGGCAUCUAGAACCGUAUCGUUUGAAUACAAACCAGCCAAAAACUAUCCUUUGGAUAUGUACUAUUUGAUGGAUCUUACCUGGUCGAUGCGCGAUGAUAAAGCUACAUUGGAGAGCAUGGGUAGUCAGUUAGCAGUGGCGCUAGCUAAUUUAACAGCGAACUAUCGUCUUGGGUUUGGAAGCUUCGCAGACAAGCCAGCAUUCCCAUUCGUCCAAUCCGAGCCGCAUCGCCUGGAGAACCCGUGUUAUUCCGAAAAUGAUCAGUGCGAACCAACGUACGGUUUUCGGCAUCGGUUGCAAAUCACUCGUGACAUUAACAGCUUCAUUGCACAGGUAAAGGAGAGCAAUGUUACAGGAAACGUGGACAAUCUGGAGGCGGGUCUCGAUGCACUGAUGCAGGUGCUUGUGUGCGAGAAACAGAUCGGAUGGGGCACGAACACACGCAAGAUUGUUGUUAUAGCCACGGAUGGUUGGCUUCACAUGGCCGGAGAUGGACUGCUGGCCGGCAUUGUUCCAGAGAAUGACAAACAGUGCCAUCUAGAUGAGAAUGGAAACUACGUAGAUGCAUUGAAAUACGAUUAUCCUUCGCUGGAACAAAUUUGGCGCGUGUUGUUGCGAUCUAAAACGGCGGUCAUAUUUGCCGUUACCGAAGCACAGGAAGAGUAUUACAAACGUUUGAGUGAACUAAUGCCCGAGUUUACGAGUGUUGGUCAACUACAGGACGAUUCCUCUAAUAUUAUUCAGCUGGUGAACGACGGAUAUCGGGAGUUCAUUAAAAGGGUGGAGUUUACCGACAAUGCUCCUGACUACCUACAGCUGCGCUAUACCACCAAUUGUGGAGGCCUAUACAAAGAACCGCAACCUAUUCAUAGAUGUGAAAAUAUUGAAAUAGGUAAAACGUAUGAAUUCAAAGUUGAGCUGCGAUUAUUGGAAUAUCCCAAAGACAAAUCGGUGACGAAUAUAACCGUUCGGAUUGAAGAAACACUGAUAAGCAAUGAGGCCGUUGAUCUGCAUAUCGAUUUGCGAACCGCUUGUAGUUGUGAGCAAAAUGAGAAAGGCAUGGAGCUUAGCAAACUGUGCAAUUUCAAUGGAGACUACGUGUGUGGAUUGUGCAACUGUUACGCUGGAUGGAUCGGAAAAACAUGCGAAUGCAACCUCCAAAACACUCAAAAUAUGAAGGAGCUGUUUGAGCAGUGCGUUGCACCUAGUGCAGAGGACGAUCUGAGAUCCGGUCCUGUUUGUUCUGAUCAAGGAGAGUGUGUUUGUGGACAAUGCUACUGUAAUCCCGGCUAUGAGGGCGAACAUUGUGAAUGUAAUGAAUGCACAAUCAUCGAAGGAAAAAUAUGUGGUGGUUUGGAUCAUGGAAUAUGCUCGUGUGGGACGUGCAGCUGUUUCGACUCAUGGUCUGGCGAUAAUUGCGACUGCUCAACGGACACGAGCGGAUGUAAAGCCCCAUUGAAUAAUGAAAUUUGUUCCGGUCAUGGCGAAUGCAGCUGUGGUCGAUGUAACUGCGAUGAAUCGUAUUUUGGACCUUUUUGUGAGACAAAGGACGGAGAACAACCUGCACUGUGCUCAUCGUACGAAGAUUGCGUACGUUGCGCGGUUAACGAGAUGAAUGAUCUUCCAUGUCAAGAUUUAGACAACAGAUGUCGUGAAAAGAUUGGUCUCUAUACAAUAGAGUUGGUUACUUCCAACGAUGCUUCCCUCAAUUGCACUUUCCGGUUCAGUAACGAUGAGAACACAUGCGACUACAAAUAUUCAUAUGAGCUUGCUCAAAACCAUCAAACGGUGCUAAAAAUACAACGAUUUGAAUGUAAAGCGAUCAAUUUCUUAACCGCCGGGAUAUCCAUAGCAGUAUCCAUUAUAUUAGGUGGAUUGGUAUUGCUUAUGUCUUACAGAGUGAAGAUUAUGUACGAUGACCGAAAAAUGUUCGCCAAGUUCGAACAGGAAAGACAAGAUACAGUGUAUCAAAUGGAAAGUCCGCUUUACAAAUCGCCUAUCACUAAAUUUCAAGUUCCUGCUGAGAUGGAAACGAGUGUAAUGUAA